AUGGUUCCAGAGAUAGAGAAACCUCGAGUUACAGAGAUACAAGUCCGAAUGGACUGUAAUGGGUGCGUACAGAAGAUCAAGAAGGCAUUGCAUGGCAUCAAUGGUAUAUAUGAUCUCUACAUUGACUUCCAACAACAGAAGUUGACAGUAAUUGGGUGGGCAGAUCCCGAAAAAAUCGUCAAGGCCAUUAGGAAAACUAGGAAAAUUGCCACCGUAUGUUCCCCAACCGAACCCUCAGAUCCUGAUGCUCAGCCAACAGAAAAGCCACCCGAACAAGCAACUGAAGGUGGGGCACCACCACCACCAGCCUCUGAGACGGAAAAUCCUCCCGCAGCAGAAGCUCCACCUGCUGAAGCAGCAGCUUCACCAGCAGAGCCUCCAAAAGAUCCACCACAACCUGAGAACCCACCACCACCAGCAGAGGAGAAACCAUCACCAUCACCCGUUGCUGAAGAAACCAGUGCAAAUCAGCCAGAAAAGCCCCCUGGACCUAAAGAUGUAGGAGAGGUUCAUGUUAUAUACCAUCACCCACCGGAUUAUGGCUACAGAUAUGCUUAUGGUCGUAACUAUGGCGGUGACUGGCACAGAUACCCUAUUAGCCAAGGAGUCCCACCAGAGGCACCAAAGCCCAUUUACGUGACUCACAGCUACAACACAUAUAGGCCAUCACCGUACGUCACUGAAUACGAGAAUGUCCGAUCCCCACCGAGUCACACAAUUUACAGUAGGAUGGACCGCUACAAUGAGGAUUAUCACGACAACAGUCGCAGUAGCAAUGGAAACAUUACAUCUAUGUUUAGCGAUGAAAAUCCAAAUGCUUGUCGAAUAAUGUGA
This is a messenger RNA of Dovyalis caffra, 834 nucleotides long. The record is from the annotation of a GenBank genome assembly. Lineage: Eukaryota; Viridiplantae; Streptophyta; Magnoliopsida; Malpighiales; Salicaceae.